Molecule: messenger RNA, 1270 nt
Organism: Mugil cephalus (flathead mullet)
Lineage: Eukaryota; Metazoa; Chordata; Actinopteri; Mugiliformes; Mugilidae
Gene: myod1
Product: myogenic differentiation 1
Exons: 3
Coding region: 224-1114 (296 amino acids)
Biological process (GO): positive regulation of myoblast differentiation; regulation of transcription by RNA polymerase II; muscle organ development
Molecular function (GO): RNA polymerase II cis-regulatory region sequence-specific DNA binding; protein dimerization activity; DNA-binding transcription factor activity, RNA polymerase II-specific
Source: RefSeq, a predicted model, not a curated record
GAUGAUCCAGGUCAACAGCUGAGAGGGCAGAAAAGUUUGUGACAGGACUCAACAUUCCCCUGAAAGCCCAGAUCCUGAUUCACACCUCACUCUCUCUGCUCUGAAUUAUUCACUUCUGUUUCUUUCCUAAAAAAACAAAAAAAAAAAAAAAAAAGGUUUGUUCUGACAGAAGACUGUGCUCCACUGGAUUUCCUUCUCCUUUUGGUGUGUUUUGGACUGAAUCAUGGAGUUGUCGGAUAUCUCUUUUCCCAUCCCUGCUGCUGAUGAUUUCUAUGAUGACCCCUGCUUCAACACCAGCGACAUGCACUUCUUCGAGGAUCUGGACCCGCGGCUGGUCCAUGUGGGCCUGCUGAAGCCAGAUGACUCCUCCUCUUCAUCCUCGUCCUCCCCUUCCUCUUCUUCUUCCUCCCCGUCCUCCCUCCUGCAUCUCCACCACCACGCCGAGGGAGAGGACGACGAGCACGUCCGAGCCCCCAGCGGGCACCACCAGGCGGGCCGCUGCCUGCUCUGGGCCUGUAAGGCCUGCAAGAGGAAGACCACCAAUGCGGACCGGCGGAAGGCGGCCACGCUGCGGGAACGCCGGCGGCUCAGCAAGGUCAACGACGCCUUCGAGACCCUGAAGCGCUGCACCACGGCCAACCCCAACCAGAGGCUGCCCAAAGUGGAGAUCCUGCGUAACGCCAUCAGCUACAUCGAGUCCCUGCAGGCGCUGCUGCGCGGCGGGCAGGAGGACGGCUACUAUCCGGUGCUGGAGCACUACAGCGGGGACUCGGACGCAUCCAGCCCCCGCUCCAACUGCUCCGACGGCAUGACGGAUUUUAACGGCCCGACCUGUCAGUCCACCAGAAGAGGAAGUUAUGACAGCUCUUAUUUCUCCGAGACUCCAAACGGUGGUUUGAAGAGUGAGCGGAGCUCCGUGGUCUCCAGCCUGGACUGUCUGUCCAGCAUCGUGGAGCGAAUCUCCACCGACAACAGCAGCCUCCUGCCGGCUGCCGACGGGCCCGCGUCUCCGCCGACAGUCACGGCCAGCGAGGCUGGAGGGAGCGCCCCGCCCGUCCAGGUCCCCUCCCCGAACGCCAGCCAAGACCCCAGCCUCAUUUACCAAGUCCUAUAGAGCCUCACGCACAGACAUCCACCUGGACAAUACCAUGCCGUCGAACCGUCCACUCAUUUCACAGACCCACACGCAGGGAAAGCGAUCACUUUCACCACGCAUUUACACUGAAGCGAGUCUCUGCAGCACGGUUUUCAGGAAGCUCAUUUCUGCUAG